UAUCAGUGUUAUUUUGAGUUCAAACUUGAAAAAAGUUAAAAAUUAAAAUCAUGCUAACACCGGGGUCUACAUUCUCAUCACACUCCCAACCCUACCAACGCUUUUUCUACUGAAUCAUCACUUUAAACUCACUUUCUCUCGGUUACUAACUAGUUUCAUUUCCACCCUUUCAAGUUUGAACUUCAAAGUUCAAAACUUUGUGGAAAAUGAAAAUGGGAAAUGUACCAUGGAUUUCCUUGGUGGUUUUGAUGACAGUACUCAUCCCUUCCUCUCUUGCACUCCCCCAGGAUGGUCUAACGUUGUUGGAAAUCAAAAGCACUUUGAAUGAUACUAAGAAUGUUCUGAGCAACUGGCAAGAGUUUGAUGAGUCUCCUUGUGCAUGGACUGGUAUUUCUUGUUAUCCUGGUGAACAAAGAGUUCGCUCAAUAAAUCUGCCAUUCAUGCAACUUGGAGGGAUUAUUUCUCCCAGCAUUGGUAAACUCAGUAGACUACAGAGAUUGGCACUUCAUCAGAACAGCUUGCACGGAACCAUUCCUAAUGAACUCACCAAUUGUUCUGAGCUAAGGGCGCUGUACUUGAGGGGUAAUUAUUUCCAAGGAGGCAUACCAUCAAAUAUUGGAAAUCUUUCAUACUUGAAUAUAUUGGAUUUGUCAAGCAACUCAUUAAAAGGUGCUAUACCUUCCUCUAUUGGCCGUCUCUCACAUUUGCAAAUUCUGAACUUGUCUACCAAUUUCUUUUCCGGAGAAAUUCCUGAUAUUGGAGUAUUAAGCACCUUUGACAAGAAUGCGUUUAUUGGCAAUUUAGAUCUUUGUGGGCGGCAAGUCCAAAAGCCAUGUAGAACAUCCUUUGGUUUCCCUGUGGUGCUGCCACAUGCUGAAAGUGAUGAAGCUGCUGUCCCUGCCAAAAGGUCUACUUCACAUUACAUGAAGUGGGUGCUAAUUGGUGCAAUGGCAACUACGGGUCUUGCACUUGUCAUGAUUCUUUCAUUUCUCUGGACCCGUAUGUUAUCAAAGAAGGAACGAGCCGCGAAGAGAUACACAGAAGUCAAGAAACAAGUUGAUCCAGAAGCAAGCACAAAACUUAUUACCUUUCAUGGUGAUCUGCCAUACACAUCAUCUGAGAUCAUAGAGAAGCUGGAGUCUCUUGAUGAAGAGGAUAUAGUAGGAUCAGGAGGAUUUGGUACUGUUUACCGAAUGUUGAUGAAUGAUUGUGGUACAUUUGCUGUUAAACGUAUUGAUCGAAGUUUCGAGGGCUCUGAUCAAGUGUUUGAAAGGGAACUAGAGAUCUUGGGAAGCAUCCAGCACAUAAAUUUAGUAAAUCUGCGUGGUUACUGCAGGCUUCCUUCGUCCAGGCUCCUUAUCUUUGAUCAUUUGGCCUUAGGCAGCUUAGAUGAUCUCUUGCAUGAAAAUACUGAACAACGGCGACGACUGAAUUGGACUGAUCGCCUAAAGAUAGCUCUUGGUUCUGCCCGGGGUUUGGCAUACUUGCACCAUGAAUGCAUUCCAAAAAUUAUUCAUCGUAACAUAAAGUCCAGCAACAUCCUCCUUGAUGAAAACAUGGAGCCACAUAUUUCUGAUUUUGGUCUUGGAAAGCUUUUGGUUGAUGAAGAGGCACAUGUUACCACAGUGGUUGCUGGUACAUUUGGUUAUUUGGCACCAGAGUAUCUACAAAGUGGGAGAGCAACUGAGAAGUCAGAUGUAUAUAGCUUUGGAGUUCUGUUACUGGAACUUGUAACCGGAAAGAGGCCUACGGAUCCUUCCUUUGUGAAAAGAGGUUUAAAUGUUGUUGGUUGGAUGAACACAUUAGUGAGAGAAAACAGAUUGGAAGAUGUGGUAGACAAAAGAUGCAAUGAUGCAGAUGCAGGAACUCUUGAAGUGAUUCUUGAGCUGGCAGCAAGAUGCACCGAUGGAAAUGCAGAUGAUCGUCCAUCAAUGAACCAGGUGUUACAGUUGUUGGAACAAGAGGUCAUGUCUCCUUGCCCAAGCGAGUUUUAUGAGUCUCAUUCAGACCACUAAAUGACAAAAGUAAUGAUGCUAUCCUGGAUGUCAUUGCUAGUUCCACUGCACCUUUUCUGUGUGUUCCUUUCACUUUGUAGAUUGUUUUGUAGCAAAGGUGCUACAACCCCAACCCCUUGUGAAUAGAUUUCUCAUUUAUCUUACGAACCACUUCUUGUCCCCUUCAACAAGUAACGGGACAACUUGGAUAUUGCAGUGGGUUUUUGUAUUUGGAAUGGCCUCCAUUCUAGCUAUGAAAUGUUACAACUCUUAGAUUUUCUUCAAC
Cajanus cajan (pigeon pea) is the source of this 2280-nucleotide messenger RNA. Its product is annotated as Leucine-rich repeat protein kinase family protein. Gene Ontology annotation, biological process: protein phosphorylation. NCBI's taxonomy places the organism in Eukaryota, Viridiplantae, Streptophyta, Magnoliopsida, Fabales, Fabaceae. Gene Ontology annotation, molecular function: ATP binding; protein binding; protein kinase activity. The record is from RefSeq and is a predicted model, not a curated record.